Messenger RNA from Penicillium brasilianum, 3731 nucleotides. NCBI's taxonomy places the organism in Eukaryota, Fungi, Ascomycota, Eurotiomycetes, Eurotiales, Aspergillaceae. The record is from the annotation of a GenBank genome assembly.
CGUCGAGUGCAACAAAUGACUGCCCUCCGACAGCCGACGCGCCAAAGCUGAGACGGGUCCGUGCGCCAGCGACCGUCGUCCGGCCGCCGCCCGUCACCCACAAGGUCAAACAACACGCAUCACCUGGCUGUUUCUGGACUCUUGAAACAGAUCUCAUCGACGGCCGGGCACUUUUAUCAGUCUCAGGGCAGAGCACAGUCUCUAUUCAAUUUCAUCACGGUCAAAGUAUGCUCAAAAUUGAUUCGACCCCUGUCUCAAACAGACAAAGUCUUGUCUCGGUUUCAGAAGGGCUGAAACACGCCCCGAGCGGGCAUUUGGCCCUCCUCCCACUUAGUGGCUCUCGGUGGAUCUCAGGGACUCCUUCAUGGCCCGCACCGACGGUGGUAGCGAAGCUGGUCCAUCUAAUCAAAAUCCCCAAUCAAUCCGCAACGAGCCAUCUCAUUCGCUCCCUGCAAAAUAAGCAUCUCACACUCUGCCACUCAUCCCAAAAAGAAAGCCCCCAUCAUCUGGCCCCUUUCGUCGAUGGCUUGCCCCUUUCCUCCGUCGGCCCCUGAGGCCGCUGAAAAUCCAGCCGUUGUGGCGCUAACAAUGCGAAUCGUGGGUCGCGUGAGAGACUAGCAGCGCCGUGUUUCUGUGCGACGAGGGGCCCAUUAAUCUCGAGCCGGGCUGAUAUCAGGCCCCUUUCUUUAUUUUUCGCCCACUGGUCGUUGCAGCGCUGCUGUUGGUUCAUUUCAGCUGGUUCGGCUCCGGCCCAGACUAGACCAGACCAGACCAGACGUGCCUGACACAAGAAGCUGGCAUUGCCAUUACCAUUGGUAGAAGGUCACGAUGACUGGAUCUAAACGGGCGCGCAUUGGGGGGAGAUGCUCGAGCGCAAGAGCACUCUGAUACGACCAUCAAUGAAUUAGCGGCAUUUCAGACUGACUUAAUUAUAAGCCCAAUCAAUGGCAAUAUCGACAUUGACACGUUGUCUCAUGUACACAGCUUGGCGUAAUCGCAUCCCCACUCAACCGACGAUAUCGCCCGGCGCCACUCCUGCUGGUCCUGCAAAGCCAUUUUCAUUUAAAUUGCCAGCGUUCCCUCUGCUCGCGCGAACCUUCGCGGGUUGUUUCUGAUUUGACUCCGCAUCGAGGCCUUCUGGAAGGCCGUCCAUUCCUUUGAAAGAUCCGAGAUCUGUAUUUGCAUGACGAAUUUGGUUUAUCAGACUUUCCAACCAUUACAUUAUUUCUACGUGAUCGACCUACGAAAGUACUUACUAUUAAGCGCUCGGAAUCCCAGAGAGAUGGCGAGGGCUACGACGGCUGUCAAGUCCCGCACGACACCAGAUACGGAUGCGAUAUCAUUCCCCGUCUUGACCUACGCCGAUGCAUUGCCACGAGACGAUCUUCGCGAUAUCAAUAGUAAAGGUUCCGUGCAAGUAUCAAAGCACGGGAAAGUGGCACAAUCCGAGUGGCCUCGUCCUAGGAAUACCGAUGGACAUGGAGACAGAAAACCGACCCCGGGCGCAGCCAUGGCGUCCUCGUUCGACUUUCGAGUAACGGCACCACCAGACGAGGUCUUCCCUUCGAAUGCAGGUGCCAAUGGCAGUCCCGGCGGUAUACCAAGAAUAGGCGUUGCUCUUGGAAGUCCCAGCAUGCUCGACUCUCGCGACAAUCUACCGCCUCCACGAUUCAAUACCGAAAUCUUUUCACAUGACCGGGUCGAUCAGCCACCGCUGCCGCGUAAGUCGAGCAAAUGGAAGAAGAUUGGCGGACUUUUCAAAGCCAAGAGUGCGCUGGCAAUGCCUAUGGACGAGCCCAAGAUUCCUCCGAAACAGCAUGCGCUCAAGCAGAAGGGUGAACAAAGCAGCAAGCCAACGCAACGACGGGGUUCAAACGAAGAAUGGCCAAAGAUCGAAGUCGAUUCCACUGCCGCCCCAGCUGGACCCAACACAAGUCCACAGCGAAGUCGCAAGCUUUCGCUGUCCGGGAAGAAGUCUGACAAGCCUCAACCCCCAGAGAAGGGCGGAAAAAGUCAUCUGCUCGAUAUUGAUAUUCCCGAUGUACAAAUGGAGCGCUACAGUGUGAUGUUCAGUCAAGUAAUGAGCAAAAACCAGAGACCCUCUCUGCUGGCCAGGAGGAGCAAGACUCUGGACAACUUGCGCAUGCCAAAUAAUCAGGACUUUCUUGCUGCAAAGUUACCUCCGGUUCCUCAACGUCGUGCAACCUCGCCAGCACGGUCUAGUUUUACUUUGUUCCCGGCUUCCCAACCUUCCAAAGCGUCACAGCUUCUCGCAACACAGAACUUCUCCCGUGGUCCAAGUCCGCUGUUGAGGUCGAAUACUCUGCCUGUUGAGAGUCCAUCCAAGGAAUCCAUGGACCAGACCCGGGCGACGUCAAAUAUGAAUGUGACUUCACCAUUCGACUCGCCGGUGGUUCCAAAUGUAUUCGCUUCGCAUUGCAGUACACCACGAUCGUCCCUUGAUAAACCAUUACCUGCCAUUAAACCCGAGCCACAGGCGCAUCAGUCGCGUGCACGGACGGCAUCAAAACUUGCGGUUGCUCAAGUACCGAAAGAAGCCACGGAAGCUAAAGGAAAAGAAGCGGCCGAACCUGCGCCUCCGUCAGCCAAGCCACCGGUACUCACUCCGAACAUGCAGGUUUCCGAGUCACCGCGAAGCUCUCCCAACUCUCGAAUGGAAGCGAAGCCAUUUGUGCCCACAGGGAAUAAUCGACGACGAUCAUCCAGCCUGGCAAUUCCUCACUCACGUGCGGAGCGGCAACUGGACCAGAAACCGACAGAAGCAAGCACCGUACUGCAAAAUCGACCGUCACCGCUACCAGUAUUGCAAGCUCCAAAGCCGGUUUAUAAAGAGCGAAAGUCUUCUCUGCAGGCGCCUAGGUCGCAUACCCGUCCACCUAUUCAAGCACCUAUUAAGCUGAGGGCAGGCCCGCAGGCUGCUCAGCAGAGGGAACGAACACAACCUCAGGAGAGACCGCAACAAGCGCCAGAUGUCCGCCCUCCUCGUCCAAAUCUGAGAAUUCAAACCAAGCAACAAACCCGUCCGCGGCCCCCAGCCAAAUCCGGAUCAUCAUCAUCCUCCACACUCCUUUCAAGCACACCACCAACCAGCACACUCCCUACACCAAACCUAUCAAAGGACAGCCUCCACCGAACACCCUCACCCAUCAUCCGAUCCCUCAGCCCGCAAUCGGGUAUCUCCCCAGGCGGAUCAUCCCCCCGAAUGCCAUUCGUCUCCGAGCCCGAAGAAAUCGAAGUUGAGCUCGACAUGCCCCUCGACGCAAAAGCACCCGCCGAACCCGCGAGCAAAAUCCCCACCAUCGAAAUCUCAAUAGCACGCUCGAUAUCUGUCUCUCGGGGGAAGCGCCAAAUGCUCGUUCCGAUAGCCGCAAGAGUCGAUCAUCUUCAUUCAAAUGAGCGGUUUAUCGAGCGGAGGCCGAUGACGCCGCGGAUUACGGACGUGACCUAUGGGCAUAAACAUGCCGUGUCGCAGGAGUUGCAGAUUGAAUCUCUUUGAGACUGGACUGGUUCACCACGUCUCUCUUUAUUUACGUUCUUUUUUUCCCAUUCCCCAUUCGUUUUCGGUAGUCCUACUCGAGCGCCAUUUUUCUCAUUCCUUUGCAUUUGGGUUGGGGUUUAUGUGAUUGUGUCGCUUCAUUCUAUGUAUUUAAUCCAUGCUCUUAACGAAGAACUAUCUUCUCAAUAUCUCUGCUUCAAUGGCGCGUUCGGCU